AGGAGCAAAAAUACUGUUAACUAUUCUGACAGCAACUCAAACUAUGAAAGUGAUGGUAUGUGUGAUGUAUAAAUUUGGUCUUCUUUUUUGAAUUGGGAGUAAAAAGAUUUGUUUAUUUUUAUUUAUUCAUGUUCAAGUUUUCCUGUGUGACACGCUAUCAUAUACAGAGAAUCAGAAAUAUAGUAGAAAUAAAGCCGAAUCCUAAAAUCGCCCCAUUAAUAAAUUAAUAAAUUACUUGUUGUAUUAUAGGAACAAGACUUUUUUUCAACUAUAGGCCCUCUGGUUCGAUUCCUGCCCGAAACUGGGCAGUGUUUUUCGAUGUUUAUAAGUUUAUAUUUGUUUUUUCGCAUUUUGGUCGGAGAAAAGCACAUUUCGGGCUUGGUAGUACAGGAUAUCCGUCGAAGUCAAUUAGUUUUUCUCACGUCUGAUUUUCCGGCCAUUUUUUUGGGGCACUGCCGCUCCCACGUACGAGAGUCUGCGCACCACGAAAUACAACUUUUCAGUGUUGCAGUUGUUUGCAUAAUGGUAUAUUUACAGUUACGACUUUUAAAAGUCGCUUUUCACGUUGUUUGAAUUGUCUAGAAUCUUUCACGAGGCAGACAGCACCCCCAAAAUGGCGGAUUUUGGCCUUCGUGAUUUACUACAGUAUCUAUCACUGUGUUUCACUGUGUUUCACUAUCUUUAGUAUCGAUAGUGUGGGAUUUUCAAAUUUUUGGCUAGUUUUUCCAGUUUAAAAAUUGUCUUCACUGCUCAGUUUGUUGCUAAAAAAUAACUCCUUUGGACCACGGUCAAGAUAUCGUAAAAAGUUGCCCGCUUCUGCAGCCAAUCAGAUUGCAGGAAAUCAAACAAUAUCGCUAGCCAAGGCGUGCACAAAUAAAAAAAUAGGUACGCGACGCGUAUAUAUGCAUCUGCGAAAAACUUGAUUCACAUUUUGUACUUUGCAAAGCAAAAUGACAAUGUAAUGUAAUGAGGCUCGGGAGGGUGGAGAUUCUUUUAUUAACAUUUGAAAAUGUUUAUAAAAAUUUUGUUUAAUUAUAAACUCUGACGUGUAAAACCAAAAUGUAUAAGUAUUUUAAGUUAACUGAUAACAUCUUUACCUUUGCUUCAACACUACAUUUGAUGACAGCUUAGUUGGACUGUUGUUUUGAACAGAGUUACAGAAAUACAGGGCCAGGAUUGAAUUCAAUAUCUCCUGAGACCAUUAGUUUCCUUUGAUAUUGUUCAUUGGCAAUAUUGCCUGGUAUGUUUUGACUGUUUAAAAUAUUACAGAAGUCACAGAAGGAUUGUUUUACUGUAUAUAAAUCUUUUUGUGAACUAUGUUAUAUAUGCAAAAUUAUAUGUGGGAUUUGCACAAAUUUGGUAUUUAAAUAUAUAAUAAAAAUAUGUGGUAUUGACUACUUACCAGAUGAGGAUAAGUUUCCAUGUUGAUAGAUAACUUCGGCAUAAUAUCGCAAGUAGAAUGGCGAGAAAACAAGACAGACAUUUCAAGAUAAAUUGAUAUAAUCAAUUUAUUUUUGAAAGAAUAACACAAGGCCAAACGAUGCCCGUUCGCAGGUUAGAUGCGGGCACGUAUAAACAAUUGAUGUAAACUAAUCGCUGAUUGGCUUAAAUUGGCUCAAUUAUAUAAGCUCGUCGCUGAAUGGCUAUGUGCUGACAUGUGAAUGGGUAUAGUACUGAAUGUGUAAGAUGUAUGCUUAUAUGCAUGUACUGUUAUUUCAUUGGCUCAAAGUUAUUUAAAUCACUUAACCUGAGUAUCAGGCCCUUAUGUUUUCAUUCGCCAGGAUUAAUUGGCGGCGGCGAAUGAAGGAGGGCCUGAUACAAUUCUUUACCGCGGCGCAUGUAAAAAGCCAGAUUCUGGCUUUUUCGUCUGAUUGGCCGAUUAGACAAACGAUUUUUAAAUCUGUCAUUUGAUUGGCUGGUGCUAAUUAGAUUAUACUAAUACUAUUGUUGUUGAUCGAUUUUAUAACGAUCACAACUACAGUUAUAGUCGGCCUACUAAACGGCUGAAUUUAAAUUAAAACUGCAGUAAAAUUAGAAAAUAAUCGCAAAUUAGCGAAAUAUAUUGCAAGUGUAGCUUAUAGUAAAUCGCCAUUAGGUUGCACUAUCGACUAACUGACGUAUAGUUAUAAAGUAUACUUCUAUAGUUAUAUAUAUAUACUUUAUAAUUAUACGUCAGUUUGUUGAUAUAUACGGUAAGCGCCAUGUAAAGCUCAUUGAACCCUCUGCGGAGGAGAGAGCAAUCGGGUGGCGAUUUAAUAUAAGCUACAUUUGCAAUAUAUUUCGCUAAUUUGUGAUUAUUUUUGUUAAUUUUAUAAGUUCAUUGCAGUUUUAAUUUAAAUUCAGCCGUUUAGUGGGCUACCUAUGCUAUAAUUAGAUUGUUGUUGUCGUUGUGUGAAAUUUAAAUUUCUCCUGCGACAUUUUGAUUUGAUACUAAAUAUAAACUUUGCUGUGGGUGGAAAGCGAUCAGGUUAAGUUUUGUGUCAGGCUCUAUUUGUAAAAUAGAGGCUGAUACUCAGGUUACAAAUCACUACACUACUCAGACUACCUAUACUAGACCUUUCUGAGUAAUGAAAUAUCUUCCGUUGAUCUUAAAUGUACUGUACUGUACUGUACUGUACUGUGUUGUACUGUAAAGUACGUUUAAUAAAGUACAUGCAUAUGGAGUUAACAUUCAAUUUUGUGGUUUCUAUACAUGUACAGUAAGUUCGGGUGUUUGCAGUAUUGAAAUUGUAUCGGACGUUAUUCAAAUCUAAUAAAUUUAGAUGAUUUAUUAAUAGGAGGCAAAUGUCUAUGUAUUACAGAUAGAUAGAUUUUUUCUAUCCGAUGUAAAUAUGAAUCGACAAUUAUCUGUUGCUUGCAGACGACUUUGAAGUUGAGUUUGAACCGCGAUCAAAAAAGGCUAAAACCAACGAGGUCAUUAAAAAGGAUGCAAUAAAACAAGGGAAAAGUGAGAGGAAAAGUCCAGCACAAAGGUAUAAUAUGUUGCAUGAUGACAUCAUCUUAAUUAAUGGAUGAAAGUUCAUGAGAAGGGCAGAAGGCUGUUUGAAUUGGAACAUGUUGCUUAGAUUUUUUACUACAUUGUAAGAAAUCACCACACUCGUAGACUUUUAAUCCACAUACUGUAGUUGUUAAAUGAGUUGUAUUCAUAUAUAACUGGAGUGGUAUUUUCAGAAGUAGCUAAUACACUAGAUGAAUUCAAUUAUAACAACCGCAUAGAGGAUUACGUCUUAAUAUCUGCUAGACUGCUGUCUGCCUGUCUUUGACCAUAAUAUCAGGCUGCUGGAGUGCCGCCUGUACCGGUAUAUUGGAAUCUUGUAUUACUUGCAUGUUGCAAACAUCACUAGUUCACUACCGACAGCUUAUUAUUCAAUUAUGUCAUUUUUUCUCAUUUUCUUCCUUUCUGUUUUUCCUUUCUUUCUCUUUACUUUUUUUUCUUUUGAGAUUUUUAAGUUUUACCCUCCAUUUUUUUUCUGCCAACCUCAAAAAUUUUCUGUGACCAAUGGUCCUGCGGUUCGCUAUAUAAUGCAGCCCUGACUAUGAGUUCAGUUUGGUCUUGGGAAUUCUAUAAAUGUAGACACACAUUAAUAUCAGCACAAUUAGAAAAGUCAUUUGAAUCUUGGCAAUGAAUUUCCGAAACCCCACUGCGAAAACCCCGCACUUGAUUACACAUUUCCAGUCCACAUGUUAUUCACAUUACUCUGAAUCUCCAUUUAACAUACGAGCCUCUAGUCCUGGACUAAGGUGCAUUUUGGUUUACGUUGGACAAAGUUGCAGUUAGGUCAGACACCAAUUCACUCGGAUCGGACAAACAAUAAACCUGAGUUUCACUUAGGUUGGAUCGAAUGUCCAUUGAUUUCCUCUCUACGUCGGACAAGUUCACGAAUGGGUCGGACAGCACAUGACAAUAAAUAAGUUCAAAAAUAUAGUCCCAAAUGUGAAGAUUCUUGAGUCGUGAGCCAGAAGAUAUACGUGCUUCUCCUGUCCAUGUUAACAAUCGUUUCCAUUGCUGAGUGGCGAAGCCUGUGCUGUACAGUAUAUCGCUCGAUAAGUUUAUUUCUGAUAUUACUUCUGGAUUACAUUUCAGGCUUUCUGUCGAGGAAAAGGUCUAUAAAAGAGAUAUAGAGAAAGCUCUCGAAAUUUCUCUUUCCAACCCUAUGUCGUCUAAUGAAGAACAAGAUGACGAUGAUGUUGUAAAAGCCAAAACAAAGAAAUCACCCACAGAAGGUCUGUAUUGCACUCUAAAUUAAACCUUUUGAAAUUGAGAGAAAGUGUUUAAUAAAAAAAGCACGUUGAUGGCAGCACGAAUUGAUAUAAAACGGAAAUAUCCCAUUAAUCACAGCUGUUAAACUUAAAUUUAGACACGUGAACACCAGACCUGUACCAAUGCUGUUUCAACAACUUGUUAUCAGGAUGCGGAUCGCAUUGCUUUGUCCCAGUUUAUUGACAAGAUUUGAACAGGUCCUUGAAAACCUGCUACAAGGCCGUUAAUUCCAGCAACUUGUUAUUGUCUUGUCAUUCAACAACUUGUUAACAAGUUGUGAGUGACAAUCUUGUAACAACUUGACAGACUGACAUGGUUUUUACAGCUUGUUAAAAAAAGCUUCCUAGAAGCGAAUUGCGAACACAACUUGUCGAAAAGUUGUCAGAUUUUUACAUGUUUAUACAUUGCAAUUAGCCUUUCCCCAAAAGAGAUCACAGUGCAUUCCGGGAUCGUUUGGAGGGACAAAAUAUAUGGUGACAGGCGUCAAUAUCAAAUAUCAAAUACCAACAUUUUAGACGACCAAAAAUGAAAUAUCUCCUUUUUACAUAAAACUUUUAAUUUAAAUCUGUGCUAUCAUAUUUCUUGUCCCUCUAACGUGGGAUUUGCGCGACUAGACCCAGGACUUUGGGAAUUGGCUAAUAGACCACGUGAUGAAUGCAGAAGUGUAACUCACUUAUUUCCAACUCGGACUUCGGACUCAAAUAUUUUUACUCUGUUAUUUCAAACUCUCUGCUACAGGGGCGGAUCAAUGCUCAUCUCACAGGAGGGGUGCAGAUUUCCCUGGGGGGGGGGGUGCAUUGGUGCGCUGCCCUUACCAAAGGGGCUGACCGCGGGGUGUUGUAUAUAUUUUUGGCAUAUCGCAAUAACCCCUGUUUUGUGACCCCUGCCCAUGUGAUCAACUGAUCAAGUAUUUAAGUCCCUGAGCUGGGAAGGACAAUUAGAAACCUCAAAUGCUCUGCUAGUACUUUAGUAACUAGCUAAAUUAAUGCACACAGUAUAUUUGCAAAGUAUAAUUUAUUCAUUAUUUAAUAAUUAGUAGUAUAAAGUUAUAAAAUAUAUAGUUGUAUAGCUUUUCAGUAUAGCUUCCUUAGAAUAUUUAAAAUUGGUGAAAAUCGUAUAGUAAUAAACUAACAAAGUUUUUAAUAAAUAAAUGAAAUAAUGAAUAGUUUUUUCAAGUUCUCAAUUUAGUAAUAAGUACGUUAUAUAUUUUAUAUAGUUAGACUAGUUAGGCAGUUAAUGACUUAGACCUUAGCCCACCUAUUGCGCAUGUUUCCCCAUGCUGUUACGACUUCGUCCAAAUCCAGCAAAUCAACAACAUCUCUGUUUAACGAAAUGCAUAAAAGAUCACUUAAUCUUUCUGGACGAAGGGUGGAUCGCAGCUUCGUGCAGAUACGAUUCAUGCCGGAAAAUGCUCUUUCCACUGAAGCGGUUGAUGUCGAGAUGGUGUUCUUGACUGCAAUUAAAGUGGUCAAGUUUGGAAGCCUCUUUGGAUUUAUUGGUAGACCAAGACGGUAAUCAACUUCAGCUCUUUCGAUUUCUAGUUCGAGGAUAGAUCUGUCAAUGUUGAGACAGCUGAAGGUAUUCAGUAGCACAUCUAGUUCACUUAAGACCAAGUAGGUAUCUGAACCUGCAUUAAGAGCAUCGAUAGCUCUAAGGAUGUCUAUGUUCUUAGAGUCAAAUCUGACAUUAAAUUCAUCGUUGAGUUUCUUCUUCAGCUCUGCGUUGAGUUCUCCAAUAAAUUCUUUUAACUGAUCACCCUGAUCAUCGGGAGUCGUAACUGUUGUAGCUCUAGUGUUGUGGAUAGGCAUUGUGUCGCAGAGAGCUAAGGGGUUUCCAGUCUUUCUUGAAAUUUCUUUCGACUCAAUGAGUAUGUCCUCGUCUUUGAUGUUAUUAAUUGAAUCCCGAGUUCGAGUCAGCUCGUAUUGAACGUCCGUCCAAUCAAUUUUUUCGGCCUGAAGUUCUUUAUUAAGGAAGUAUAGCUUGCCGAGAUACUUAUGAAGUGUUGUCACACCGACGAUGAAUUUUCCUGACAUCAGUUUGUGGUACAGUCCAGCUGCUGUUUCUGCCUGCGAUUUUGUAUACCCAUACUCAUCAUCGUCCGAAUCUUCAUCAUUUUCACCGGGGUUGUUUGCCACGUCUAUCAGGGUCGUAAGGACAACAUCAAAUCUUUCAGAUAUAACAUCAACGGCUUCGUAUUUGCAUCCCCAACGAACAUCGAUUUGCUGCGUAAUAUGUUUAACUUGUUUGCUAGGAUACAUUUCUCUGUGGAGUGAUUCGUACUUUUGUCUGAUCUUCGGUUUAUUGAGCAGUGUAUGGCAGGAUUUUACUGUGGUCAUAACAUCCGUUGAUGACAAAGACGCCUUCAGCAUGUCUCCCACAACCAAAUUCAACGAUGGGCAGUACAAUGGAUGUAAACAAGCCACUUAAAAUACCUCGAUCGAAGCAGUUCUGCGACUCCUGCUAACCGACCAGACAUCACGCUAGCGCCAUCUGCGCCGAGGCUGAUAAUAGGCGAUCCGUUGGAUUUCUGCUGGACUUUAGAGAUCAGGUCUUUCGUCACUGCUGAAAUAGCUUCUGCAUCAAAUUUGGUGAGUGCAGUCAUGGAUAGGAAUCUCUCUUGUACCUUCUCAGUGUAGUAGCGAACAGAGAAAGCGAGCUCUUCUCUCUUGCCCUUGUCUUUGCUUUCGUCUAUCAGUGCACUGAAGCACCCGGCAGUUGCGAUCUGAUGGCAUAUCUGGUUCCGUAUCUGAACCGCGAGUAUAGACAGCAUUUCAUUGAGAGACGUUUUACUAGUAUAGUCGACAAGAAGCCUUUUAUCUGUUAUCGCUUGGUGGAGACUUCGAAACUCCUUGUUCGUCUUCAGUUGCAUCUUUAUAAAAGUUGUCCAGUUGCCUGGGUUCUUCGAAUCAGCCGCCUCGUCAUGGCCCCGGAAUGCUAUUUCGUUCGUUGCAAACCAAAUUACAUACUGGAACAGAAGUUUAAAGUACUCUCUGUUGUUUUGAAUUGUUUUCGCUUGGUCGGGAACCAGUUUCUCGAGUAUACUUGUAUCUUGUCCAUCUGAUAUUCGGAGCUUUGCCUUCCAUUUCUCGUAGCAAACUUUAUGAACUUCUGAUUUCUGGUGUUUCAUAAAACCUUUGUCCUUGUCUAGGGCAUUAGUCCACUUUCUAAAGCCAGUUACGGUAAAUGUGGUGUCUGCUGAACUUCUUGAGCCGAAGUUUUUACAAGCAAAGCAAAAUGCUGCAUCGCUUUGAACGUUAUACUCUAACCAGUCGAAGCGGUUGUACCAGCUCGCGUUGAAAGAUCUUGUUUUUUUGCUUGGAAAGUUUGUAUUUAUCGGAAAUUUCUGGAGCUUCGGCUGUGAUGGUUUAAUGUCCAAUUCUUGACUGAGAUCACAGGAGCUUGCUUGGCUAGUUUGAGGGGCGGAUUCCUCUUGAGUCUCUUCAGGAUCACAAAUCGUAUGAACUUCAUCUGGUCCAGCAUCAUCUCGUUCAGCAUCAUCUCGUUGAGUAUCAUGGUCAUCUCGUUCAUCUUCAAGUUCUUGAUCUUGAUCAAUUGGUUCGACAUCAUCUAGUUGUGCAUGUGGGUCUGAUUCUGGAAAGAAUAAAGUGAUCAGCGAACAUACAGUCGAGUCGGCCCAAUUGGCCAAAUAUAAAAAAUGCAUGUAUGUGCCCAGCCGAGUAAUGAUUCUAGAGAAAAGCCGCCAUAAUACAUUUUGCGACAUGAAGCAAACAAGCGUGGCAACAGUAUGAAAAUUAAUGAAUAAUUUAAAAUAAAAUAAUAAAUAAUACUGCAGAAAGCUUUGAUAAUUCUGAUGAUUACUCACCUUUGUUUUUCUUUUGGAAAAAGUGUGCAAGCGUCGGUUGGUGCCUUUUCAUUGUUGUCUCUCUUUGGUUCACCCAACAUAUCGCAAAUCAAAAAUCACUCACGUUAUUUUCACAAAAUAAUAGCUAUAUUAGAAGUUCUUCACGAUUCACUUUCACUCAUGAAUAAUGCAUAAAGUGCACCGGCUUUUAUACUAACGGUUAGAGUAAAAUAUGACUUAAUUCACUAAAAAUAAUCUAUGACAUAUUGCUGAUGUAAUACACUACACUAUGAGUAAGCAAAUUCAAUUGAGAGCCAAUGGACCUAUUCCCUAAUGCACAAAAUUUUGAUCUAGACGAGUCUAGACAAAAAUUUCAUCACAGCUUGAAAGAGCAUCACAAAAUUAGUAAUAUUCUUACGUUUCGUUGCGAAAUGUUGUAAAAUGCGGAUAAUAUAGCCCUGCGAAGUUUGCCGUUUUUCAGUCAUUUUGUAUUACGCACGGGAAAUUGAUACCUUUUUCAGAAGGCGGUAUCAAUUUCCCGUGCGUAAAUACAAAAUGAAAAACGGCAAACUUCGCAGCCGCAGGGCUAUCUAUAUAUUAUCCGCAUUCGGCAUUUCGCAACGAAAUUUCGGAAUAUUACUAAUUUUGUGAUGCUCUUUCAAGCUGUGAUGAAAUUUUUGUCUAGACUUGUCUAGAUCAAUAUUUUGUUCAUUAGGUAAUAGGUCCAUCGCAAAGCUGAACCAUGUCAGAUUUCGUCAUAGUAUGGGCGCUAAAAUAUUGCAUUGUCAUGCAAAAUUAUUCUGGCAAACAUAAACAAGGUUAAAGGUCAGACACACAUGACAGAAUGUCGAAAAAAGAAGCACGCAAUUUUCAUAUUCUAUUGAUUUUAUUGUCGCUUUCCCUCCGGUUUUCUUUCUUUAUUUAAUAUUUUCUACAUGCCUUCAUACACUUUUAAAAGCUGGUGAGAACCUCACCAACGAUCUGGAGAUCACUUGGACUUUGUUCGUCUUCUGCCACUGGCACUGUUCUCAAGUUUCGAUUCAGUCGUUUCACACGCCAAAAUUAGACUUGCGCUCGUAAUAUUAUUCUUCGCCUUUUCACUGAAAUUUUUGGCUUAGUAUUCUACCUUGUUUUUUCACCAAAGUUUAGUUUAGUCGUAGCUUUUUAUCUGGUCUUUUUACUAAAAUUGAACAUGCGUUUGGAUAUUUAAUCUUUAGACGUUUUUACGUAGUAUAUUUAGUUUUAUAAAUACUUGUCUUAGUAUAUAAAUAUAUAUAUAAUUGCAUUUGUUGAAGGUAUCAGCUGCCAAAUGUAUAAGUUUCUUUAAAUUAAAUAAACUGCUAUAAUAAUAAUAACCUACAGUAAGCACGCCAUUUUCGAAUUUUUCUGGGGGGUGCUAGAAAAUUUUGGGGGGGUGCGCACCCCCCUGCACCCCCCCAGAAAAUCCGCCCCUGCUCUGCUAUCUCAAACCAAUUUUGCUUCCCUUGACGGAAAUUUAGCCAGUUUUCUCGAACUCUAUAACUUUAAUACCCAGUACGUUGUUUUCAUUAGGUAGUGCAUGCACGUAUUUGAUUCUUCAGCGUAAACAUGAAUGCUUGUUAAUAAAGAAUGCACCAUUUAUAAAGAAUGCACCAUUUUAGUAUAAAAUUGCUUGAAACGUCGAAGUUCUGUUUGUAUUUUUCAAGUACUAGUUGUAUCUCUACAUACCGCUGCUGCUUAAUUUUUAUUUCCAUUUUCCUUUUAACCUUCAUCUGAAAUAUCUAUAGUCAAGCAAACAUUCUUAAUUCUUCUUUAAAAUAAUUGUUUAGAAGAUAGUGAUUAUGAGCCUGAGCAAGAAACGGUCUAUGAAAGUGAGGAUGACAAUGAUGACGAAGAAAAAGAAAAUGACAGCGAUUUUAGUGAAGAGGAAGUCAGAAGAAAAACUGUUUCAAAAGAAAAGAAGACAAAAAGCAAACAAUCGUUUUCGGACAGCAAAGAAUCGGGUAUGCAUUGUUGAAAUUUUCACAAUUUUCAUUGAUCUACAAAAUGAUGUUUUACACGGACGUGCAGACACUGUAUUGUAGCUAUAUUUUGUUAUACUUAUGUGAUGCUCUGUACUCUUGGCAAAAAUUUUCGAAUAACCAGCUAAUUACACAGUAAUUUAAAUACAUUUUAUUUAAACUGAACAUUAUUAUAUUCGGUUAUAUAUUAUAUGUUCAACUUGCUAAUAGCUCUUCGCCUUUUCUGUGUGGCAGGAAUGGAUCUAGUCAGAUCAGGGAGGGGGGAAGGAUGUUUGCUCAUCGAGCCUUGGCCAUGGUUUAGAGUGCGACCGUUGACCAAGAGUAUAAUCAUGCACUCGAGGGAACUAGGAUAGCAGUGUUUGGCGAACCAGAAAAAUACCCCUAGCUGGUGGUAAGGGUGGUAGGAUAUUGCCUUUCUAAAUAAAACAAUUGACUUGUACGCACAAUAAACUGUAUAUUUGGAUAUUGUAAACUAUGCGUUAUAUAACUUGUAUUUUAGUCCGUCGUAACGUAUAGUAUACUAGGCCUAGAAAAUAUAUUUUUCUUCCUGUCAGCAAAAUCCCAAAAUAAUCCUGUACGGACCAAUUGUAAAACUUCCAGCAUUUAGGUAGGUUUCUGAGACUUUGUAUGCUACGCAUGGUGCUACCUGAAUCUCUGCAUGCAAAAGACAAUUUUGACUUGAAAAUACUUUAGGAAGUUUUUAAACAGUUAGCAUAUUAUAUGGAAUUCCAAUGUACGAGAUGACAAAAUUUCCUGUAAGAUGUAAAUCAACUUUCAAGAUUUCCUGGCAGCAAAUUGGGAAUCACUGAGAAGCUCAAAUUUUGUUAAAUAGUUAUAUCUUGGCCCUGCCGGUUAUUGUCCAGCACUGACGUGUAUAAAUGCAGACUUCGCAAUUAGCUGAAACGCUAGCAGUUCCACUACUGGGACUAGUUGUUCAAAGCUUGGUUAGCUUAACCCUAAGUUAACCUAAAAUUCAAAGCAAACUUCCGGACAGCUUGUCUAUAAAUUUGGAAAUAUUUCUUCAGAGAUCUUGUCUGGAUCGAUAGGAGUUUACUGCUCUGAAGUUUUGAAAUAAACGCCAGAAAUACACAAACUAAACCAGCAGGUUAAAUUUUAACCCAGGGUUAGCGCUAACGCACCUUUGAACAACCGGCCCCAGGUCAGCAAAUUUAAGUUGUCAACAAAAUGUGUAUGCAUGUAGUAAUAUUCAAAACUCUGCAUGAAACUUUAUUAUCCUGAAAUUAAAAUGUGGAUAACUUUAUCAUACUGUACAUUCAUAAGAUCGAAAGAUGUAGAAGAAAGUUCGUUUACUUUCCUCUUUUGCUCUAAAUUCGCUUCUUACGCAAACUCACAGAUGGGCGAUUUUUUGGCGUCCUGACAUGAGGAUAAGUGGGCAAUCAGGUCGGCAUUUGCCGAUUGGCCACCCGGGUUGCGAGGCCUGCAUUUGUUAAUAUAGGCAUCUACAGCAUGGCCUGCAGUGUGGUUGCUAAAGUGUCGUUUUUCAUUUGUUUUUAAAUAGUGACUGGUAAUAAGAAACAGACGUCUGUUGUAAAAGAAACAGAGAAACAGUUACCAUCGGAAAUAUCAGCAUCUCGCACCAAAACGACCACCACAAACCCAAAACCUGGUGGCCUGGGUAAGUUGAAAUACUCCCCUAUCAUUUGCUUCGUUACAACUCAUCCUUGAUAUACAUAUUUACUACUUUCCGGCUUUUUACCCUCCGCUAUGCGCACCCCCUGAAACAUGCAACGAAAUUAUGGAAUGCCAUCUUCAAAUUUGGGCGGUUUGAAAAUGCUCAAAAUUUGUGUAUUGACCAUGCACUGUAUACUUUAUGGCUUAAAUUGGCAAAAUAAAUUAAUUAUACAGUAGGUCUUUAUAUAGUUUUGUAGUAUGGCUUCUCUGAUUGGCUAUAUUUUCAGUCAAUCCCAGUGUUGGUAAUUAAUUCACACUGAUCAUGCAUGCAUUGGUUGAUUGGAUUUCAUAUUUUUUUAUUUAAUGAAUAUACAUAUAUUUGCAGUGGAGUCUCACUUGAAAUGCAAACUUAGAGGCCACUAUAACGUUACUUGCAUGGCAUUACAAGUUCCUGUUGCGCGGAGUAAAAUACAAAUUGUUACUUUUAAUACAUUUUCCGAAAGAAGGAUUUCGUUUUGUGUAAGGUCUGUUUCUGUGCCAAAUUUCUAUUUCCAGGAAAAAAGCCGUCCACUACAACUUCCUUGGGAAGCCCAGCAGUCAACAAGGAUCUCCGCUCUUUUGGUCUCGGUGGAGUUAUAAUAAAAAAUCCUGGGCCUCCAAUACGUGUGGGUCUAUCACGGAAUAUGAAAGUAAAACCUUUACACAGUAAGGUCUCCGUUUCUCAUUAGGAGAUCUAUUCUUGUACAUAGCAUGAUUUUAUCCAGUAAUAUCGUAGAAAACGUUACACAUGACAAAAAGUAACUCUAUGCGAACUGGAGUGUUAUUUCUGCACAUCGAAAUUAGGCGAUCUUUUAAACAAAGUAAAUUAAUGUAUCGUUAUUUGACCCGAAUAGAACCUCGUGUUUUAAAAAUGGUGAAUACGAGCGAUAACGCUAUAUGCGCUGUUUGUUUACGUGCCUUAAAGUUGCUUUCCAUACAGUCAUGUAUUUUUAUUCGUACGUACGCACUCUGAAAAUUUUAAACUCAUUUCAUAUCAUUAUUUAACAAAUAGGUUAACAAUUAUACUCUAAAUCAUACUGAACAUUAAAUAUCGAACUUGUUAAAUAUCAUACUGAACAUUUUAAUGUUCAGUUAAACUGCUAAUUUCCGGACUAAGGACCUUCGCUCGAUACGAUGUACUUUUAUGUUUUUCAAGUGUAAUUAUCAUAUACAUGCAUACGACUUUGAAGUUUAUAUUCUUUGCUACUUACAUUGGGCUAGAAAUAGCACAAAUCCACACCCUUUUUAUUCAUAGUCACAUUCUCUAUUUUUAAAUAUCGACCGGCAUUCUUUAUUACCUCCACAGAGUUUGGUUGAGCGACAAACAAAACAGGGGGGUCGACUUGUCUUGCUUGCAGCAUUUUCGUUUUGCGUUUCGAACCAAAAAGUGAGAGAAUGUGACUAUGAAUAGAAAACGUGUGGAUUUGUGCUAUUUCUAGCCCAAUGUAAUAAAGGCGAAAAAUAUAAACUUCAAAGUUGUAUGUGUAUGAUAAUUAUACUUGAAAAAUAUAAAAGUACAUCGUAUCGAGCGAAGGUCCCUUGUCUGGAAAUUAGCAUUUUCGUUUUUCAGUUUGAAGUAUGGCUUUUUUAAAUUAUUUGGGGGUAAGCAUCCUCUUAGCUUCCGUCACUGCAUGAUGAGGUGACUUUUAUGGGAGACCGUUUCAAGAGAUUUACUAUCAUGCAGAUGCUUGGCGAAUUUUUAUUCAAUUUCUAUCAAACUGUUUCGCCGAAUUGUAACUUUUCAACUAAAGCUUGCACGAACGUCAUUUCGUAGCCAAGGCAUACACCUACAAAGUGUGCAAAUUUAAGAACAAUCCAUCAAGAGGUUUUAUAACGCACGCUUAUAAAUAUUGUCGCCUUUUUAGUGCAGUAUAUACGGCUCAAAAUUAAUGUGCCUGAAAAUUGACUUUAAUGCUAUAUAGAAGCUUUCCCGCCAAGCAUUCAGACUUCGGAAAGCGUUUUACUUGAUAACUUAUUGAAUUUUUUCCUGACGGCAGAUCUAUUUCUAAGCCACAAGAAUGUGUGGAAAAAUUUUUUUUACGUUGUUUGGGGUAUUCUGUAACCAUCAUCAUGGGAUGCCCAAAUUGGCCUAACUUCGAACAGUUGUCAGUUGACCUCAAACUACACGAUUUGAAGAUUGCCGUUUGACGUUAUAGCGGUCUGCCAUAAACGUGAAUUUUAAGGUCUCUUUUUCCGUGCGUGUACAUAUACGUAUAAAAGCACAUGGCUGCAUGGAAUUAUUUUACUUCGUGUUCAUUAAUAUCAACACAAUGCCGGCUUUACGUUCUGUCGAGUAAUAAACUGCAUGCGUAGAGGAGUGGAAGAAUGUCUAAGUAUAUUUUGAACUACACAAAGUCCCCCUGCGUAGAGUCGCUUCAGAUAUGCAUGCAAGAAUACUGGAAACACGUUUUUACAUAAUGUAAAUGGUUUAGCAGAAUUAAUAUAUAGAUGACUAUAAAUAAACACAUGCAAGGGCAGAAUUUCUAGUUUUGUGUACGAUUUAAUGUAAUCGUUGGGGUUAUUAUAGUACUUAUAUAAUCCAGAACGUUUUACACUUUUCCAUGCGUAUCGCAUGAUACGUAUGAAAAACGCUUAAUCGGAAUGCAACCUUUAGAAACA
Messenger RNA from Paramuricea clavata, 14353 nucleotides. The record is from the annotation of a GenBank genome assembly. NCBI's taxonomy places the organism in Eukaryota, Metazoa, Cnidaria, Anthozoa, Malacalcyonacea, Plexauridae.